UACUUUAAUUUUAGCUCAAUUAAAACUCAAAUAAGUAAUUCAUCAUGUAAUUGUUAUUACACUUAACAAAAUUAUAAACAGAAUAUUACUUACUUAAUUACGUGGCACCACGAAGCACGUGGAUUUGAUACACCUGCUUUAAUGAAUUAUGUCGACAAAGAUGACCUAAUCCUUUUUCCGACGAGAAAUCAAUGCGUAGUAUAUAAACUUUACCAUUUUGGUACGGAAAACACGAGUAGCCCCGUGUUAAAAGAGCCGGAUCCCUAUAAAGGCAUUUUGCAUUUGGACAACUGGAUACAAAAGUGUUUUGCCGAUAACAAUGUUCCACUUCCCACGAAUGGAAUUCACAGAUUCGAAGAACUAUUGCGGGUGCGAGCCUGGCCGAGCUCGCCCGAUAUGGCCACGGGGGUCAGCGAAAUACUGCGAAAGCUGCAGGAUAUGGAGAUGGAAACGAUACCUCCAGUUCUUCCUGAAGCAUCUUAUGUAAGUUGCUUUCUCGAAUCGAAAACAGGAUUAAGCAGAUUUAUGGAACCACUGAAAGAACUACUGCAAAAAGGCAGGGAAGCUGAGCGCCUAAUUAAAGGAAUGCUGGGAAAAUUUUCCCUGUCGACCAAAGGAAGCUUAUUCGAAACAGGAAUACACAAAGUGGAAAUGCAAAACGGCUUAAUUAUAACAUCACUUCUGUCAAAAUAUUCCGCUCAAGUAGCGCGUCGUCGCAUGGAACGAAGACGGCUUACUGAUGAAGUCCUGGCUUACGAUAACGAUGCCAUUAUGAAUGUCAAGGAUCCUUCGACUGCGAUGCAAAUUCAUUCGCACGAAAAUUCUGAUCUUGUUGAAAAUUUACCACAUCCUGAUCAGUACGAUCAACCAACGAAAGCCGAACUUAUAAGGAAAAUGAUCCAUCGUACAUUUAUGGGAUUGCCCAUUGCCUCUGUUGCAGCAAAGGAUUUCAAACUGCCAUACAAUGUUAACGAUAAAGCAGUAUUGCAAAAGGUCACAAAUCUUCAACCCAGUGAUAACGGAAUAUUCUCCAGUUUUUCAUGGCAAGUCGCUUUCCAUAGCCGUUGUUCGCGGGAAAUCCUUGUGUGCGCUUGGUGGUGGAUUUUCCUUUACUAUUUUCGCACGGAAGAUGAAAAUAACAGAGCAAGCAAACUGUGUCUGCUUCUCCGGCGUCUUGGCAAGUCGUACCGAAAUUUGUAUAAAACUAUCACGGCAAACUUCCGGGAUCGAGUUCUGGAGCGUUUUCCGGACUGCAUGUCUCAAGCCAUUUUCAUAAUCUUCAAUGAAGUCUUUCCAUUCCAAAGAGUCAAAUUUGUCCAGCCUGAGUUCUUGACCUCUAUGGAAACUCACCUCCACCGUUGGUUUAUGGGAGGAAAUGGCGCCGCCUCCGAACAUUAUCGGUUUAGGUGGCUAGAAUGGCGUUUCCAGUACAUGGACCUAAAUAAAAUUCAUGAUCCGCUUUGCUAUCCACAAUUUUUUGACUUGAAGUUGAAAACUGAUCCCAUUCCACAAGCCUGCGAUGUUUUGGGUACCGAAAAGGUCGUUCUGGAAAUACCAAAGUUUAAGGCGGAUUUAAUGAAAAUAAUUCGAAAAGACAAUCAACAGAAGCGAGACAUGGUGAAGUUGAAGCUACCGACUCCGGGAAAAAAUGCCAAAGCAGACAUGCCGGUCGUUACCAGCGCAAACGAUAACAACGAGCGUACUCCCAUCAUUCCAUACGUAUUAGAAAGCGACUGCGUCCCGGGUUACCAUGUUCAAUUCGAAACUGCGCCUGUGGAAAUAAAUCAUCAAGUUACGCCACUUCUAUCAGCUGAAUUGCCUUUAUACGGCAAACCGAUUCGCUUUAGAACGAAGACAAACAUUACUAGAAUUAAACGGAAACUGAUCUCGCCAUUCACGUUUGCUGACGUUGUUCGAGAUGUGCAGAACCGCAUUCGUCAUCGGCGCAUACAAGUUAAACGACACGCAAACGCACUGGAAACUGAGAACAAGAAGAAGAAACGCAGUUUUUGGACAGUCAGCCAUGAAAGUGGAUUACUCAAAGAGUAUAUCACCGUUCAAAAAGUGAAAAGGAAAAAUCUGGGAGAGCUGCGAUUGGAAAUUAUGGCAGCACAGGAUAUUGAACGCCACCUGCCGGGUGUCAUGAGACGAAAACUGCGCAAGGGCCAUUUGCCCCCUCUGCUGGGUUUCAAAACCACAAAGGAAAUAAUAACAGGCCAUCAAAGAAACAACAGUAAUUUCGAGACUUUUCUAGGCUCGUUUUUCGAUUCUGAAAAGAAGACGAAGCUCACAGAAUGGGAUAAAAUGAAUGUUCCAUGAUCAGUAAUUGUCCACGAUGAUUAUUACGAUGUAUGUAUAUACUGCAUUGAUGCCAUAAGAUAGUAUGAUCUUGCAUUCUUGCCCAUUGAUUGUCGAAACUAGGAUUAAUUUUCAAAUUUCCAAUUCAGCAAUGCACUGCGAGUGCAAUCAAACGAAAAUUUUAAAAAA
This is a messenger RNA of Paramacrobiotus metropolitanus, 2487 nucleotides long. RefSeq names its product protein FAM227B-like. The coding region runs from base 142 to 2319 and encodes 725 amino acids. Lineage: Eukaryota; Metazoa; Tardigrada; Eutardigrada; Parachela; Macrobiotidae. The record is from RefSeq and is a predicted model, not a curated record. The transcript is spliced from 11 exons.